UUUUACUCUGAACUGCGCAUUCGCACUGUUCAGUGUACAAAUAAACCGUAGAUUUCUACAGUACAAUGUUGCUAUUCAAAAUCAUCUCAUGUCCAUGGUUUUUGAUAAGUUUCCUCGUGCCGUGUUAUGGCAGCCUGCAACUGGGCUUUUCUAAACUUCAGCGAGGACACAGACUGGACAGGAAACUGAUCCAAUCCUUCCCAGAACUCAGUUUCUUGGACUGUGUGAUAGAAUGUCUAGUAACACCACGAUGUAAAUCUGUCAACUAUUUCAAAGGGGCUAAUUUCUGUGAAAUCAAUUACGAAAAUAAGACGACAGCAGAGACUAGGUACAUGGAGAGUGCUGGAUGGGUGUACAGUGAAAAGGAGCAUUGGCCUAAGGAGCUGGCUGGAGCUUGUUCGAACUCAACCUGUGGAAUCAACCAGACAUGUAAACACAAGAAAUAUUCCGAGGAUAAAUUCUUUGAAUGUGUUUUGUCAGAUUGUGGAAUACCCGAUCAAAAUGGAAUAGAUCUGAAUACAACACGACGUGAGGACGCCAUUGGUCUACACAGGAGGAUACACGCCUCAUGUUUUGACGGAUACUCCCAGUCUGGUUCAGGAUGGCUGAUCUGUCAGUCAAACGGAGAGUGGAAAUACGACAUUGUCUGUACAGUUCUGCCGAACAUUGCAUUACGUAAACCUGCCAAACAAUCAUUAACAUUACUUCACUAUCACGCCACGUAUGCAGUGGAUGGCAAUAGAGGAACUGACGUUGGUGUAGACAUGUGUGCAGUCACAGGUGAUGGCGACAGCAAUCCCUGGUGGAGGGUGGAUCUGCAGGCUGUGUAUACCAUCACAUCUGUCAGAAUACUCAACAGAGGAAUAGAUAAUUCAUACGGAACAGAUUUGUCAUACCGGCUGAAGGAUGUUACCAUCACCGUGGGAAUGACAGAAUCAGAUGUGAACACUCCCUGUGGUUUCUUUGCUGGUCCCGGUACUGCGUCACAGCUGGUCGUCAUCGACUGUCCGACAUCAACACAGGGGAGAUUCGUAAAGAUCUCCAAGACAACAGAGGCCCUCACGCUUUGUGAAGUUGACGUGUUUGGCGUACCCGUCUAAUCAUCAAAUUAAUUGGUGUCAUAGAUAAAAAGUUACCGUAUAAAAAAAAAUGCAUUUGUUUGUGCAUCCAGGAUAACUAAUUAUGUAUCUUUUUUAAUUCAGCUGGACAAGUCUUAAUUAUGCCUUCAGUCAGCUCAAGCAUACAUGUAUCUUUUACAACAUAUACCACAGCAUACAAUUUGACAGAGCACUGUAAUCUUUUACCACUGCUUUGGAAUCCGAUAUCAUAACAUAUAAUCUCAUGAUUGCAAUUCAUCAUAUCAUAACAUAUCAUACAGCAUGGUUUAACUCACCUUUAAAUGAUUAUAUUUUAAAAAGAAAUAAUGUAAAUAUUACAGAACAGUGGUGGGCUUUGGCUUCUAAUCAUUUUAAUUCAAAUGUGUUGAACUCUUCUGUAUAAAAAGGCGUUUUCGUGCAAUUGUCAUAGCAUACCAUAACAUAUCUUAUCGUUAAGCCUUUCAUUUCAAAGUUUCAUACCAUAUCAUUGUAUUAGUAUAGCAUAUCCUCAAAAUAGUAUAGCAUAUCAUUUAAAUCAUAACCAUAGCAUAGCGUAAUUAUAAUUGUAAAAGAUAUGCAUGACAUGAUUAUUUACAUGUAUAUGUUCGAUAUGUUGCGGGAUGACUCUAUCUUAUCUCAUUUACAUGCAUAAUACUACAUACACUGGAUAUAUUGACUGUGAAUCUUUCAUGUACCUUAAUAUGUAUCAACAUUUACAAAAUUCGUUCGAAUCAAUUCGUGUUGGGUUUUUUCUGUGUUAUUAAUGUUGUGUCAAUAAAUAACAACCGAGUUUU
Molecule: messenger RNA, 1891 nt
Organism: Magallana angulata
Lineage: Eukaryota; Metazoa; Mollusca; Bivalvia; Ostreida; Ostreidae
Exons: 5
Coding region: 66-1100 (344 amino acids)
Source: RefSeq, a predicted model, not a curated record